AUGGACAGUCUCACUUGCCAUGUCAUCUACGUCAAUCGCACCGUUGGGGAGGCCCGGCUGCUGCGCGCCAUACCAGACGAUCCCGCGGCCUUGCCGACAGGCGCUACCCCCGAUUGGCACCGCGAUCGCGUUCGAGAACUCGUCCAGCCGCUGCUCGACGCCUUUGGCGACGUCCACGUCUGUGCCACCGGCGCCGCCUGCAUGGAGAAGCUGAUGCAGCUUCACGAGGCCGGGUCCAUGAUGGACAUGACGCCAACCAUGGUCCUCUUGGACACGCCCCAUGAUGAAUGGAUACCCGACCCCCUGCCGAAUGCCUCCUCUGCCGACCCCGACCUCGUCAACCGCGACUCCGAGAUCCACACCCCCGACGAGAACCUCUACGGCCUGUCGCUGCUCCAGAGGCUCAUCACCGAGGCGCACCUGCGCAGCAUCUCCAAGCUCGUCGUCCCCAUCCCCAUCAUCAGCUAUCCCGACACGCGCGAACAAAUGGCCGACGGCGCGACCGAGCCCUCGUCCAACACUGCCGCUUCACAACCCGUCAGUCGCAAGCUCAUAAGGAGGUGCUUGGACCUUGGCGCCGUCGACGUGAUCAUCAGCCCCCUGGGCCCCAAGUGCAUCGCGACGCUUGAGAUAUGCGCUUAUAAGGCCCAUAGGGACGCCGCUCGGGACCAGCAGGCCAUGAUGGAGAUUACAAAGGGCCGGAAGCGAUCCUGGGUCGGCGUCAACGAGCAGAAGCCCUACGCCUACCUCCGCGAGGCCAUGGUCUCGGGCCUCAUGAACGGCAUCUGCCGCCUGUCUCCCGAGGAGGACCAGAUCGCCGGCGCGCACAUUGCCGUUUCCUCUGAGCGCCAAGCCAUCAUUGCCGAGGCCGUCGGCCGCUGGCACUUUGAUGCCCACGAGUUCUCCGACGACGAGCUGCUGGUGGCUGCGUUGCAAAUGUUCAAGCAUGCCCUGACUUCGCCAGACCUCGCGAGGUGGCGGAUACCAACAGACCAGCUCAUUAGCUUCCUUGUCGCAUGCCGUGCUGCAUACAAUAGCUUUGUGCCCUACCACAACUUCCGUCACGUGGUGGACGUCCUUCAAGCGACGUUCAAUUUCCUCGUCCACAUCGGCUCCGUCCCUCCGUACCCGACAUAUGCGCAACCGAGGCCCAAGGUGCGCAAGUCGCCCAUCGCCUCCAUCGUCACACCCUAUGAGGCAUUGACCCUCCUCGUCACGGCCAUUGGCCACGACGUCGGCCACCCGGGCGUCAACAAUGGCUUCCUCACCACGCUCAACGCCCCGCUAGCGCAGCUGUACAAUGAUCGAUCUGUCCUAGAGUCGUUUCAUUGCGCUGCCUUUACGCAGAUCCUUCGCAGGUAUUGGCCCGCAGUCUUUGAAGAUCGCAAGAUGCGCAGCUUGAUGAUUAGCUCCAUCUUGGCGACGGACAUGGGCCUCCAUUUCGACUACAUGAAGAAGCUCGCGACGCUCAAGCAGAGCUUUGAGGCCGAUGGCAACCCUGCCAAGUGGAACGGGCGCCAGUUGGAAGAUGCCAAAGUUCUCGUGUGCUCGCUCCUCAUCAAGUGCGCAGACAUUAGCAACGUGGCACGCCGCCAUUCAACAGCAUUGAAGUGGAUGCAUAUGCUAUCGGAGGAGUUUUCGAGACAAGCCACGAUGGAAGACGAACUCGAAAUCAAGUCGUCCCUGAUGGCACCCCCGAAGAAGGACAUUCUUUCCCUGGCAAACGCCCAGCUUGGCUUCAUGAACAUGUUCGCCAUACCGCUUUUCCAAGGCGUGGCUGAAAUAAUGCCAGCCAUGGAAUACGCCGUCAAGGAGCUUCACAUCAACCAGAAAUUCUUCGAAAGCAAGGUGCAGGAGGAACAGGCCAAGGAACCGGAACCGGCCGGCCCGACCGAACAGCACCGGCGAACGAGGAGCUUCCCAGCCGAAAACGAUGGCGAACUGAAGCUCGAGAUCUCACCAGCACCGAGUCCGUCCACGGCCAAGUCCGGCCACGAUCCCCACACCCCCGUCGAGCACCCCGGCGUCGACGGCAUGGCCUUUGACGCUGUCAGGGACGCGGCAGAUGGCGAUCCGUUUACCUGCCACCGACCGGACGACGCGAUGGAGGGCAAGUUGGCCCCGUCAAAAUUCCGGACGAGCGAGACGACCGAAGGCAGCUUAUCCGCUGGCUUCCCCGCCGACUGGGCUUCGCAGGCUGCGAGCGUGGCCACGGGCAAGAUGACGCUCUCACCCAGCACGCAAGGCACCAGCAUUGUCAGCAAUGAGUCUGGAGAGCGGACUCUCAGCGUGCCGGCAUACAACAUGUCGCCUCUCAGCCUUAAGGGGUCGCCGACAUCGCCGCGCCGAGAACGGGAGCGCGAACGAGAGCGAGAUAUGUCGCAUGGAGACGACGAGUCAUCACCGUUUGGCGGUAGCAUUGGCCGAGCCGAAGGCAAGGCCCUUAAGAAACGGCCCAGCAGAUUCCGAAUGAAGGACUUUCCCUUCUUUAAGAGAAGCAAGGGAUCAAGUCCCCCAUUCCCGACUGCUGAUACCUCGGGCUGA
Messenger RNA from Trichoderma citrinoviride, 2544 nucleotides. RefSeq names its product phosphodiesterase. Gene Ontology annotation, molecular function: 3',5'-cyclic-nucleotide phosphodiesterase activity. The record is from RefSeq and is a predicted model, not a curated record. NCBI's taxonomy places the organism in Eukaryota, Fungi, Ascomycota, Sordariomycetes, Hypocreales, Hypocreaceae. The transcript is spliced from 4 exons. Bases 1 to 2544 code for a protein of 847 amino acids. Gene Ontology annotation, biological process: signal transduction.